Oncorhynchus mykiss (rainbow trout) is the source of this 8415-nucleotide messenger RNA. Its product is annotated as rho GTPase-activating protein 35. Gene Ontology annotation, cellular component: cytosol. Lineage: Eukaryota; Metazoa; Chordata; Actinopteri; Salmoniformes; Salmonidae. The record is from RefSeq and is a predicted model, not a curated record. Gene Ontology annotation, biological process: regulation of cell size; regulation of axonogenesis; Rho protein signal transduction. Gene Ontology annotation, molecular function: GTPase activator activity; GTPase activity; GTP binding.
UGCGUGCCGCUGGGCGAGUCUCCUCCGCGUCUGUCUCCGUAGUUGCUUUUUUUUCAGAGAAAAGGAGAAGAGAAUUAGCUCUGGGAGAAGGGCCGUCGCCAUUAUUGGGAAGCUGGAAAAAAAACACUUUCACACACGCCAUCUCUUGUUAAAAUGAUAAGGACGUUACCAAUUUGUUGCAUUAGGGCUGUUUAGAAGAAACAUUGUACAGGAAGUGCAGCAAACUGGACCGGUGUCCCGUGCAUGAUCGAUCCAGUAUGAUGUUGCCACAACAAUGGGCAUAAUAAUUCGCCAAACGCAACGUGGUGAAGCAAGGAGAAGACGGCGAAACAAGCUUUUAUACGCCUUUCAUUUUUAACAAGGAGAGAAAAAGAUUUUUUUUUUACCUUUGUAGUUUUAUUAGCACAAAAAAUACACAGAUCAAUGGAUUAGAAAACCAUCGAGAUGUAGAUUCACAAUUAAUAUGUAAGCAAACAAUAAUAACCUACUUAGUUCUGUCUGGGAAUCAGAAGAGCCACGUUAUUUUUGUUUCUUAUGUACAUGCAUAUCAUGCGGACAGGGCUGCUGCGGCAAGCGCUGGCCUGACGGAUGCAGGGAGAAUGCGAUGGGUCAUAGCUACAUUAGGAAUGACUGAGAGAAGCCUCUGUCUUUGCUACACCCCUGCACUGUUGUUGAUAGAACAUGUAGCACACUAGAGGAAACGGCAACUAAACAUCAUCCCCAGUGCCACUUUAUGGACACACGUCCAAGUGUACUCUCUGAUCGAGUGCCUGAUUAUGGCAGGAUGAGUGUCAGUUGAUGAUAAUGAUGGCGAAAAAGCAAGAUGUUAAGUCACCCACAUACAACCUUAUUGUGGUGGGUUUGUCAGGAACUGAGAAAGAGAAGGGCCAGUGUGGAGUGGGUAAGUCCUGUCUGUGCAACCGCUUUGUGCGCCCCAGCGCCGAUGACUUCUAUCUGGACCACACGUCAGUGCUGAGCACCAGUGACUUUGGGGGUAGAGUGGUUAACAAUGACCAUUUCCUGUUCUGGGGGGAGGUGGGGCGGGUGGUGGAGGAGGGGCCGGAGUGCAGGAUGCAUGUGGUGGAGCAGACAGAGUUCAUUGAUGACCAGACGUUCCAGCCACACCGCAGCACUGCCAUGCAGCCCUACAUCAAGAGGGCGGCCUCCACCAAGCUGGCCUCUGCAGAGAAGCUGAUGUACUUCUGCACGGACCAGCUGGGGCUGGAGCAGGACUUUGAGCAGAAGCAGAUGCCCGAGGGCAAGAUACAGGCUGACGGGUUCGUGCUCUGUAUGGACGUCAGUAGGGGGAUGAACCGCAACUUUGACGACCAGUUGAAGUUUGUCACAAACCUUUACGGUCAUCUGAGCAAAACAAAGAAGCCCAUUGUGCUGGUCUUAACCAAGUGUGAUGAGGGGGUUGAACGCUACAUCAAAGAUUCUCACACCUUUGCCAUCACUAAAAAGAGUCUUCCAGUAGUGGAGACAUCUGCACGCUCUAACAUCAAUGUUGACCUAGCCUUCCUUACUUUGGUGCAACUCAUUGAUAAGAGCAGGGGCAAGCCCAAGAUCAUUCCUUACUUUGAGGCCCUCAAGCUUCAGAGUCAGCAGAUAGCCUUGGCUAAAGACCGAUACGAAUGGUUAGUCAACCGCAUAGUGAAGAACCACAACGAGACCUGGCUUAACACCAGCAGACGCAUGCACACCUCUUCAGAGUUCAAUGAAUACGUCUUUCUGGAGGGUACAGCAAAAUGCAAGAAGCUCUUCCAGCAGCUUGUGUACCGUCUGAAACAGGAGCACAUUGAGAGACGUCGGAAAAUCUAUCUGAGCACUCUUCCUCUAGCACUUAGCUCCCUGGUGCCUGACCUGGAUGAGAUCGACCAGCUGAGCUGGUCUGGGGUUCAGAAGGUCCUGGAGUCCAAGCAGCACUUUGCCCACUGGUUUGUAGUUCUGGAGGACUCUCCAUGGGAGGACACGUCUCACAUAGACAACAUGGAGGAUGAGCGUAUCCCCUCAGACCUGCUGGAAACGUUACCAGCCGAGGACAUUUUCGACGCCCACCUGGAGCACCUGAGGAAUGAGUGCAAGCGGGCUGAGAUGAGGCAGGAGUUCAAGCACAAGUUGGCCUGUUCUCCCUUUGUCACGCCUGGCAAGCCCUGGGAAGAGGCCCGCAGCUUCAUCAUGAAUGAAGACUUCUACCAAUGGUUGGAGGAAUCAGAGUACCUGGACCUCUACAACCGCCACCAGAAAGAGAUCAUCGGCCACGCUAAAGAGGACUUCCAGGAGCUUCUGCUGGAGUAUUCCGAGCUCUUCUAUGAGCUGGAGGUGGACGCAAAGCCCAGCAAGGAGAAGAUGGGGGCCAUCCAGGAGGUUUUAGGGGAGGAGCAGCGGUUCAAAGCCCUGCAGAAGCUUCCAGCUGAGAGAGAUGCUCUGGUAUUGAAGCAUAUUCACUUUGUCUACCACCCCACCAAGGAGACCUGUCCCAGCAGCCCACAGUGUGGAGACUUCAGGAUAGAGCAGCUCCUGGCCUCACGCUUCCCAACAUGCUACCCAUUCUUCAACGUGAAGUCUUAUUUUGGGGAUAUUAAAGCGGACCGCAUCAACCUUGUGAUAUUGGGCAAAGACGGACUGGCUAGGGAGUUUGCCAAUGAGAUCAGAGCUCUCUGUACCAAUGACGACCGGUAUGUGUUGGAUGGGAAGAUGUAUGAGCUCACCCUGCGACCUAUCGAGGGCAAUGUACGACUUCCUGUUAACUCCUUCCACACUCCCACCUUCACACCCCAUGGGUGCCUGUGUCUGUACAACUCAAAAGAGUCCCUAACCUACGUCGUAGAAAGCAUUGAAAGGUUGCGGGAGUCAACAAUCGGUAGAAGGGACAGCCAUAUAGCUCAGCUUUUAACAUCUCUGCUCUUGGUUACUAAAAGGGGUGUAGGGACCUAUGCAGAUAUUGGGGGAGAAACUGCAUUAGGUCUGAUAACACAGGGACAACAGGUAGCAAGGAGAUUGCAGUGUAGCUUCCUCGACCCAGCUUCACCUGGUGUGGGCUAUGGGCACAAUGUGAAUGAGAGUCAGAUCAACCAAGUAUUGAGAGGUCUUCUGGACUCUAGAAGGAGCUCAUCUUUCAGUAGCUGCUCCCCACCUCUGCCCCCUCAAACUCCAGGUCCCAGAGACUCUCCUCACCAGCCCAGCCCAGAGGCAGACAUCCGCAUCGUCAUGUGCUUGAUGUGUGGAGACAACUAUGAUGUGGAACAGCUCCUCUCUCCCUUCCUACUGCCUCAGCACUGCAGGCCAACAUCCAACAGUGGCACCUCGGUGAUACUGGAGCAGACAGUGGGACCUCACAAACAGGUGAUUGAGCUCUCUCUCCUUUCCUACCACGCCUCCUUCUCCCUGAGGAAGAGCAGAUUAGUGCAUGGCUACAUCGCUGUGUACUCAGCCCGCCGCAAGGCCUCUCUGGAGACCCUGUGUGCCUUCCUAUGUGAGGUCCAGGACAUCAUUCCUGUUCAGCUGCUGGCUGUGGGGGAGAGCCAGGUGGAGCUCACAGAAAGUGAGUCUGCCAGAGAGCAGCUGGUCCAGGGAGAGGAGCUGGCCCAAGAGAUAGAGGGCAGGUUCAACAGUGUAGUGUGUGGGUCAGGAGGGGUGGUGGGUGGCCUGCACAGGAUGGAGAUGUUUCAUCCCUUCCUGAUGGAGGUGGUGGAGAAACGCAACAUCGUGGAGGCCACUCACAUGUAUGAUAACGUGGCUGAGGCCUGCAUUAACGAGACUGCCUACUCCCCUCGCUGUAGCUCACCCAGCACUGGCACUAUGUUCCUAGACUCUGACAUGGAUGACGUGGAGCCCUCCCCACCUUACUACGACGGCACACUCACCUCCCAUGGUGGGAGCCUCAACCUGCCUGACCUGGACUCCAGCGAUGUCUCUGUCAUCUCUGACAUCAGCUCCUUUGAGAGCAAGCUCAAUAGCAAAGCCCCGCCCCAGGUGAGACCCAAGCCCUCUGUGACCUUUGACUUCCGGAAGGUGGGCAGAAACCCCUACAACACAGACACCAUGGGUCACCGUCGCUCCCUGCCCUCCGCUGUGACAUGGGUGCCAGGUGGGGACGGAGGUUACGACCCCUCGGACUAUGCAGAGCCCAUGGAUGCUGUGUCCAAGCCCCGGCCCAGCAACGAGGAGAUCAUCUACUCUGUGCCCCAUGACAGCACGCAGGGCAAGAUUAUUACCAUCCGCAAUGCCAAUCGGAUGCACGCCAACGGGAACGGCUCAGACAGUGAGGCGGACAGCAGCUCCCUGGAGCGCCGCAGGAAGUUCUCGGCGGCGGGGGUAAAGCCACGGCUCUACCGCGACCGCUCUAAACGCCUGGGCAAGUUCAGCAGCUUCCGCACCAGCUUCAUUGGCAGCGAAGAUGAGAUGGGGGCUCUGCCAAAAACCAAGGAGGAUGAUUUCGGAACCCUGAAAGGAGACAUCAUCAAUGAGGAGGGAGAGGACCCCAAGAAGAGGAACAUUCUGAAGAGCCUGCGGCGAACUGCCAAGAAAACCAGACCAAAGCCUCGGUCCUCUAUUCCCAAGCCCCUGGAGAGCAGCUACUUCGGGGUGCCCCUGGUCAACGUGGUGUCCCCAGACAGACCUAUCCCACUCUUCAUUGACAAGUGUGUUCGCUUUAUUGAGACUACAGGUCUCAACACAGAGGGGCUCUACAGGGUGAGCGGGAACAAGUGUGAGAUGGAGAGUAUGCAGAGGCAGUUUGACCAGGACCAUGGGCUGGACCUGGUGGAGAAGGACUUUGCCAUCAACACGGUGGCUGGGGCUCUGAAGGCCUUUUUCUCUGAGCUGCCAGAGCCCCUGGUGCCCUGCAUCCUGCAGGUGGAGCUGCUUGAGGCCUUCAAGAUCAACGACAGGGAACAGAGGCUGUACACCAUGAAGGAUGUACUGAGGAGGUUCCCCAGAGAGAACUAUGACGUCUUCAGAUUUGUCAUGAGCCACUUACACAAGGUGAGCCAGCUGAGCAGACAGAACCUGAUGACCAGUGAGAAUCUGUCCAUCUGUUUCUGGCCCACUCUGAUGCGGCCAGACUUCACCACCAUGGACGCCCUGACGGCCACGCGGACCUACCAGACAAUCAUUGAGACCUUCAUCCACCAGUGUGCUUUCUUCUUCUACAACCAGCCCCUCCUGGACUCCCCCACUGGCCUGGCUGGCCUCCGUGCCUCCCCCACCACCACCCUCACCGGGGGCUCUGCCUAUUCCUGCUACCACUCCUCCCCUCCCUCCACCGCCACGCACUUCAGCCCCCUGCAGCAGUCACCCCCCACCACCCCCCAGUCUCCCCUGCAGUCCCUCCUGACACCCCUCCACCAACACCCCCACCAUACCCCCACCGAGCAAGAGACACUGUGAGAGACACUGAGAAGGGAACAGAUGCUGCACCCCUGAUCUGAUGCUGCUGCACCCCUGAUCUGAUGCUGCUGCACCCCUGAUCUGAUGAUGCUGGACCUUAGUCACUUACACACUUACACACACACACACACACACACACACACACACCAAAACAUACAUACUGAUAGUACAUUGUUCGGUCGUCGAUAAUAACAUGUUAACAGAGAGAGGAGACGAGGAGUGUUUGACAAAUAAACUUGCCACUUGUGAACAGUGUCCUGCUGCCCCGCCCCUGUCACCUGUGUGCCAAUGCAGAUCACCAUGCUGACCUGUCCCUGUCACCUGUGUGCCAAUGCAGAUCACCAUGCUGACCCGUCCCUGUCACCUGUGUGCCAAUGCAGAUCACCAUGCUGACCCUUCCCUGUCACCUGUGUGCCAAUGCAGAUCACCAUGCUGACCCGUCCCUGUCACCUGUGUGCCAAUGCAGAUCACCAUGCUGACCCGUCCCUGUCACCUGUGUGCCAAUGCAGAUCACCAUGCUGACCCGUCCACUCCACCCCCUAUAGCCCCUGAUAACCUGACUCUACCUACGACUCACUCACAGGGGGGCUGGGGGCAGAACAGAGUGGGUGUCAUUGUUACAGUAAGCAUCUCUCUGCCAACCAACCGUUCUUACCCUAACAAUACACUAUGAUUUAAAAAAAGUCCAAGCCUCCAUGUCAAGCUGGAAGAUAUGAUUUGUGCCCAUCACCAUGUUUUUAUUUGUGAAUAAUAGUUUUUAAAUGUUCUGAUUGUUAAUGAAAGUAGCCACUGGAUGUAUGGACUGUGCCUCUCUCAGGGCUGUAGUUGGUAACGUACACACAGCCGUGAGGGGAGCCUCCCUGUCUGCCUGUAGGGCCCCUGCUAGGGGGUUGGGGUGUGGACAUCCAGGGAUGCACUUUAAUGGUCAGAAUGUUGUAGGGGUUUUGUUUUUAAAAGGGGUUUGUUAGGUCAGAAUGUUUUAGUGUGUUGAGUUCACAGCUCAAGGAACCAUACCCAUUGCCUCUCUGAAGGGUCCUUUGCAGAUCAAAACGUUGUUUACAUCCAAACCCUUGUUUUUGUAUCCUCAUACUUAUCUGAAGCACUUUUAAAUUGUAGUGUUAAGUUCCAUGAAAUGCAACCUUGAUCAAUUGACUAGUUUGUUUUAAUGUCCGGGUGGGCGUGGCAGUAGUAAAGAGACUCGUUAAUACGAUCCUGUUAUUAUAUGUGUUCCUUUAGAGGAUUCAGGGCUCACUUUAUAACCCCAUGGAAAACCCAACCAUUAAUAUUGGUUUCAUAUUCCUUUUAGCCAUGUUCUAAAUAGUUCUGAGCAUGCAGGUUUGAAUAGCCUGGAGUUUCCCCUCUUUUUAGGACUGCUGUUGCUUUACUGAUGUUUUGACUAAGGAAGCCACCUGGUUUGAGUGGUAGUGUUUAGGAAAGUGAGUUUGAGCCAGGGUCAGUUAAUCAGACCUUUUAGGAUCCAGGAGAGGAAUGCUCUUGGUUGAGAUGUCAGAUCCACUCCAUAAGUUAGGGGUUGAUGAUUCAAUUGGCCACAUUGAAGAUUGAUUAUGGGAAUGAUUGACAGUAACAUCAGACAGUAGCAUGACAAGGGUGAGGUUAGUCAUACUGGGGGUGGCAGGUAGCCUCGAGCUGACAAGGUAAAAAUCUGUCGUUCUGCCCAUGAACAAGGCAGUUAACCCACUGUUCCUAGGCUGUCAUUAAAAAUAAGAAUUUGUUCUUAAAUAAAUGAAGGUAAAAAAUAUCAAAAUACCAGGCCAGGCCUCUACACGUACUGUGUCUGUUCCACUGUGCUAUCUGGUGGCCAUGGAAACCACUGCCCUAUUGCAAAAUGAUAGGUUGCUGGAUAUGUUGCUGUGGGUAUCUAGCCAAUUGAGCUCUUUGUACUCAUCUAAUAUUAAGGACCUUAAACUGAGGCACAGUGUGCAUACAGAAAACACUGCCACUGCAAUUAACUACAGUACAGUAAUAACAGUAUAGUAUAUCCUAUAGAGAUGGAGCACGUGUGUCUGGACUCAUGCUCAGGAAUGUCAACAAAGCAAGAGUAACUACUGUAGCUCCAGUUGACUAUGGGGUUGGUGUUUAACUGUCCUCUCUCUUGUAGAAAACAAACAUGCAGUCAAUGUAAAGUAGUUGAAUGAAUACUCCUACUAUAUUCUGGAUUCUUCUAUCAGAUGAAUGUUGCCCCAUGAGAGGAGUGCCACUGGCAUCUUCUGGGGAUGAUGGAGGAUUGGCCAGGAGGCAUGGCUGCACUCGAUGUCAGCCAUCUUGGAUGUUGCUCAUGCUGCCAGUUCAGAACAGAUCAGUCAAAGCUAUUGGUUGUAAUGAGGGUCAACUAAUGAAUACUUGGGAUCACUCUCUGGUACUUAUCUUUGGGGUUUUCCUGCUGUGGGAGGCAGUUAUCUCUGAUUGAUGGACUAACGCUGCAGUGACUCCUCACCCAGUCCAGGGCAGUGCAGUACAGUAUUACCAGACGCACAAAAGAUCAGAUGGGAGAUGGAUAGGAAAACAAACUGUCCCAGUAGAAUGUGUCUUUGGCUCAGAGGACCUACAUGGCUGCAUCACUUCAUUUUCUACACAACUCUGACAGAUCUGCUGGGAAAUGGGAGAGAAAAACAAGAGAUUCUACUAUAGUGAAAUGGUUGUUUAUUUGUAUGUUAGGGGGUCUAACACUUUGCCCUUUAGUCAAUGGUAGAAAACAUUUUUUGUGUGUAUUUCAAUGAUUGAAAGUCAAUUUUUACAAUUUUGUGAAUGGUUUAAGGCCACUUCAGUUUAGUGCAUGAUUUAAGAACACACCAAGGGAGAAGGUUCAACCAUUUUCAUUAUUUUAAAACAUGAAAUUAGUGUGAGAACAAUGAAAGUGAAAUACAGUAGCUUAAAACAAGUGAAAGAUGAAGAACUGUGCAUCUACAGCAAACCAUGGAAUUUGUCUGACUGAUAAUGGUGUAAUGAAGAUGAAGGCCUUAUGUGAUCUGUAUCAUAGUUAAUAAAUUAAAUAUCGUAAAAUUG